UCCAAGACAGAUGCUUCUGAUGUCCUCAGUGAGUUCAGAGUAAAGUCCUCCUUGAUGUUUGUUCUGUUCCAGAGGGCUGAGGAGAACGCACACGCUUUCCUAGACAAGGAGCUGAAGAAGCUCUGGAGGGAUCUCUUCUCAGAUUACCCACAAUGCUCAGAGAGUCAGAGGGAGGAGGAGGAGGAUGGUAAGAACAAGGAGCAGAGGAGGCGCGCCAUAGAGGGAGUGGUGGACAUCACAAAGCUCUGUCUGAUGGCGAUGAACCAGGAGGAACUGGCCGACACACUGUGGGGCGGAUCUGCUGCUGUUGAGUGCCAACAUAAAAUCAAGUCUCAUUUGAAGAAGAAGUUAAAGUGUGUGUCUGAGGGAAUCGCUAAAGCAGGAAAUCAAACGGGUCUGAAUGACUUCUACACAGAGCUCUUCAUCACAGAGAGAGGCAGUGGAGAGGUCAACAAAGAACAUGAGGUCAGACUGAUUGAAACAUCUUCCAGGAAACCAGCCAAGGAAGAAACACCGAUCAAAUAUGAGGACAUCUUUAAACCCUUACCUGGACGAGAUCAACCAAUCAGAACAAUAAUGACAACUGGAGUGGCCGGCAUUGGUAAAACCAUCUUAACACAAAAAUUCACUCUGGACUGGGCUGAAGGCAAAGCCAACCACGACAUACACUUCACAUUUCUCUUAACUUUCAGAGAGCUGAAUUUACUGAAAGAGAAAGAGUAUAGCUUGGUGGAACUUCUUCAUCACUUCUUUAUUGAGACCAAAGAAGCAGAAAUCUGCAGAUAUGAACGGUUCAAAGUUGUCUUCAUCUUGGAUGGUCUGGAUGAGUGUCGACUUCCUCUGGACUUCCAGAACAACCAGACCUGGACUGAUGUCAAAGAGCCGUCCUCGGUGGACGUGCUGCUGACAAACCUCAUCAGGGGCGACCUGCUUCCCUCCGCUCGCAUCUGGAUGACCACACGCCCUGCGGCAGCCAAUCGGAUCCCUGCUGAGUGUGUUGACAUGGUGACAGAGGUGAGGGGGUUCACCGACCUUCAGAAGGAGGAUUACUUCAGGAAGAGAUUCAGAGAGGAGACGCUGGCCAACACAAUCAUCUCCCACGUCGAGAAAUCACGAAGCCUCCACAUCAUGUGUCACAUUCCAGUCUUCUGUUGGAUCACUGCUACAGUUCUGGAGGACAUCUUAAAAAAAUCCCAGAUAGAAGAGAUGCCCAAGACCGUGACUCAGAUGUACAGCCACUUCCUGAGGGUUCAGUCCAUACAGGGGGACAGGAAGUACCAUGGGAGAUCUGAAACAGAUCCACACUGGAGUUCAGAGAGCAGAGAGAUCAUCGUUUCUUUGGGAAAACUGGCUUUUAACCAGCUGGAGAAAGGCAACCUGAUCUUCUACGAGGCAGAUCUGGCAGACUGUGGCAUUGACAUCAAAGCAGCCUCAGUGUACUCAGGAGUGUUCACCCAGAUCUUUAAAGAGGAGUGUGGGAUGUACCAGGACAAGGUGUUCUGCUUUGUCCAUCUGAGCCUCCAGGAGUUUCUGGCUGCUCUUUAUGUCUUUCUGUCCUUCAUCAACGAUGGUGUCAAUCUGCUCUCAGAAGAACCACCCACCUCUGGGGAAGAUAAACUCCUCCUCCUCUACCAGAGGGCUGUGGACAAGGCCUUACAGAGUGAGAACGGACAACUGGACUUGUUCCUCCGCUUCCUCCUGGGCCUCUCUCUGGAGACCAAUCAGAUUGUCCUACGAGGUCUGCUGGGACAGACAGGAACUAGCUCACUGACCAAUACAAAAACAGUGUCUUACAUCAAGGAGAAGAUAGAUGGAGAUCUCUCUCCAGAGAGAAGCAUCAACCUGUUCCACUGUCUGAAUGAGCUGAAUGACCGUUCUCUAGUGAAGGAGAUCGAACAGUCCCUGACAUCAGGAAGUCUCUCCAGAGACUAUCUCUCUCCUGCUCAACUGUCAGCUCUGGCCUUCAUCCUACUGACAUCAGAAGAGGAGCUGGACGUGUUUGACCUGAAGAAAUACUCUGCUUCAGAGAGGGGUCUUCUGAGGCUGCUGCCAGUGGUCAAAGCCUCUAAAACGUCUCUGCUGAAUGGCUGUGAUCUGUCAGAGGGAUGCUGUGAAGCUCUGGCCUCAGUCCUCAGCUCCAGCUCUAGUCUGAGAGAGCUGGAGCUGAGUUCCAAUGAUCUGCAGGAUUCAGGAGUGAAGCUGCUCUCUGCUGGACUGGGGAGUCCACACUGUACACUGGAAACUCUCAGCCUCAAUGGCUGUCAUCUGUCAGAGAGAUGCUGUGAAGCUCUUGCCUCAGUUCUCAGCUCCAACUCCUCUAGUCUGAGAGAGCUGGAGCUGAGUACCAAUGAUCUGCAGGAUUCAGGAGUGAAGCUGCUCUCUGCUGGACUGAGGAGUCCACACUGUACACUGGAAACUCUCAGCCUCAAUGGCUGUGAUCUGUCAGAGAGAUGCUGUGAAGCUCUGGCCUCAGUUCUCAGCUCCAAGUCCUCUAGUCUGAAAAAGCUGGAUCUGAGUACCAAUGAUCUGAAGGAUUCUGGAGUGAAGCUGCUCUCUGCUGGACUGGGGAGUCCACACUGUACACUGGAAACUCUCAGCUUGUCUGGCUGCCUGGUCACACAGGAAGGCUGUGCUUCUCUGGCCUCAGCUCUGAGCUCCAACCCCUCCCAUCUGAGAGUGCUGGACUUGAGCUACAAUCACCCAGGAGACUCUGGAGCUGCGCAGCUCUCUGCUGGACUGGAGGAUCCACGCUGGAGACUGGACACUCUCAGUGUGGAGCACGGUGGAGUGUGGAGGCUGAAACCAGCUCUGAAGAAGUAUGCCUGUGACCUCACACUGGACCCCAACACGGCCCACAGAGGACUCUCUCUGUCUGAGGACAACAGGAAGGUGACGGAGGUUAGAGAGGACCAGUCGUAUCCGGAUCACCCAGACAGAUUUGACUCCCAGCCCCAGGUGUUGGGUAGAGAGGCUCUGACUGGCCGCUGUUACUGGGAGGUAGAGUGGGAAGGAGGGGUUGUUAUAGGAGUGACAUACAGAGGAAUCACAAGGAGAGGACGGGGUGGUGACAGCAGGCUUGGACAGAACAACAAGUCCUGGUGUCUUGAUUGUUCUGAUGUUCUUUACUCUGCCGAGUACAACGGUACAGGGACAUACCUCCCUCUCCCCCCCGCUGGCUCCACCAGAGUAGGAGUGUAUCUGGACCAGCCUGCUGGCUCUCUGUCCUUCUACAGAGUGUCCCCAGGUGGAGGAGGGUCCUCAGACACACUGACACACCUCCACACCUUCUGGUCCUCCUUCACCCAGGAGGACCUCCUCCCGGGGGUGGAGGUAGAGUGGGGGGGGGUGGGGGGGGUCAGCCUCUCUGUGUCGGUUGUAGAAAAAAAAAAAAGGGACCUCCUGACUGAGCAUGGCCCCUGCACACACACACACACACACACACACACACACACACACACACACACACACACACACACACACACACACACUGACUAACACCUGUGUGUCUAUAACUUACUUGUGUGUGUGUGUGUGUGUGUGUGUGUGUGUGUGUGUGUGUGUGUGUGUGUGUGUGUGUGUUAGUCAGUGUGUGUGUGUGUGUGUGUGUGUGUGUGUGUGUGUGUGUGUGUGUGUGUGCGCGCAGGGGCCCCGCUCAGUCCGACGAGGAGGUCCCUUGGCGUGUGUGUGUGUUAGUCAGUGUGUGUGUGUGCGUGUGUGUGUGUGCGUGUGUGUGUGUGUUAGCAUGCGUGCAGGCGUUAUUCGAUUGCCUGGUAACCAUGGUUACUAAUAUUCACACUGGUUUCAAUAAUACAUUUGAUGGUAUUUCCCAUCUUUGCUGAGCAAGAGUUUUGUUCUAAAGUUCAGUGAUUGAAACAAAUAAAAGCCCGGGCUAUGGAAGUGUUCCGGUACCACUGUCAUGCACCUACCCGAUGUCAAGUGGACCGGGUUGAAUUCACUGCGGGUCUCUCUUCUUAUAUCCAUCUCACCAAAGAUAUUUUAUUACUGUCCUUCUCAACACUCUCUGAUCUCACUAAAAGGCUGGCAGCACAACACAGCAAUAACGACGAGAUGCGCUGUGCGUAGAGACGAAAGAAUACCCACGUUGAAUUUGCAACAUUUGGCAAAAAAUGAUUCUAAAUCUGCCCAUAUAUGGACACGCCAGAAUUGUUGCAUCUGUGGCUGCUGGUAAUUUAAUCACAAAGAAGUAUACUCUACGGGGCUAUUUUCAUCAUUAUUAUUAUUAUUUUAAUUUUUUUAGACGGCACAGCGAUCCGGGGCUAUUCCCAAAAGAUCUGUGGCUAUAGCCUCGAAUGCUCGAAUGCUAGAGCCUCGAAUGGGUUCUUCAAUCUGAUUGGUAGUCAAACUGGAGAUUAGUUUUCCCCCCCUUUUCGGGGAUAAUGUUCCCCGUUUUGAUCUCGGACGUUUGGUUCACUUUUUUAUGCACACCUUGUGUCCUCAGCGUCUCUGUGAAAAUUAUAGUCUCUCUCGCUCUUGCUCUCGCUCUGAGUCUGAUGACACACGUGAACACAAACAUGCAUAUGUGAACAUACACACACGCGUAUAUUACCACGCACACACAUGCAAGCGCACACACGCAUAUAUGAAUUAACAUAAAGACACACACAUAAACAUACCAUACUAUAUAGGAACCCAAACACGCAGCCACACAAACACGUGUAUGUGAACACAAACAAACACGUACAUAUGAACACACACACGUGCGUACAUAUUAUAAACACUCAAAUAUACACGCAGACACACACAUGCACACGCCGCACGUGCAUCUAUGAACACACUUACUCAAGUUAUGAACACACACACUUACUCACAUAUGAACACAGACACGCACAGACUACACACACAUGUAUAUAUAAACACACACACACACACACUGUGUUUUGAUGAUUUAUAUUCAUGUACUCAACUAUAAUCCAAAUGCUACAUUUUCUGGGGCUUCUUAAAAUUGAUCUUGAUUAACCAUGAAAGGAGAUUUUUUAAAUCUUUACAAAUACUAUAUUUCUAAUGUUUCUGAUUGAUUGGUGGUAAAUUGUAACAUUUUUAUACUACAAUAUUGUGUCUAUUUUCAGACGAUAACAGUUUCAUACUGCGGGGCUCUGAUAUCAGUUUAUAUUUUGAUAUGCCUCACAUGAUGUAAAGCAGAUUUUAUAUUAUAUUCGUAAUGCAAGCGGUCGAAAAACGAUAGAUCAUGUUGCGAUGACUUUAAACUGAGUAUUGAUUCCUUGUGUUCUGUGGGGAAAAACACAGCAGCAGCACCUGUUUAUGAUUAGUAAUGUCUGUCUGCUGCUUCUAUUGUUUGAGUCCUUGUGUUUAUUGUGUUCAUGUAAGGGACUGUUCUUCUAUUGUUUGAGUCCUUGCGUUUAUUGUGUUCAUGUAAGGGACUGUUCUUCUAUUGAUUGUGUCCUUGUGUUUAUUGUGUUCAUGUAAGGGACUGUUCUUCUAUUGUUUGAGUCCUUGUGUUUAUUGUGUUCAUGUAAGGGUCUGUUCUUCUGUUGUCCUGGUUAAUAAAGCAUAAUGGUGAUAAACAACUCAGUGGAUCCUCUGAAUGUUCUCUUGUGUUCAGCAGAGGAUCAGUUUACACUUUAAGGUCGGGGGUUCACUGAAUAAAAAGCACAACAGAGGCUUCGUCUACACAACAUUAAUAACCAGGACACCAGCAAGUGCAUUUCCACCUCAGACUCAUACGCCCGAUGAGGGACGGAGUAUGGAGAGAGUUCUAGAAGCGAGCCGACAGGAAACAGCCCAGCUACUGGCGUCUCUCCAGAGACGAGCCUUGCAGGCUGGUUGAUGCACCACCUCCCCGUCUUAACAGGACCCUGAGCCUCCAUGUUGAAACACACAGAGGUGUGUGUUUGAGGCGCUGAGCUGCAGAGGAGGAACCUCUCCUUCUCUGGGUGCGUGGGAGGGGGCAGCAGGAUGGACGCGUUUGAUAAAUGAGUCGAUAGUAAGAUGUGAGGUUGUUUAUCAAAGCCAUGCUUCAGUCCUGUUAUUGCGUGGGGAGCCACUAGGGGGCGGUGAAUCCACCUCGGUGGGGUUCACCUUCUGACCAACAGGACCAGGGGGAAGGAGACUGUGUGUGUGAAGUGACAACCUAUUUGCACCUCUUGCAGGACGUUUCAGUCCUCGUGUUUUCCGUAAGGCAAUAAGCGCCAAAAAAGUAAUCCAAGAAGGAAACGAGGCAGAUGGAAAAGGAAGAAUGCAGCGAUUUAUCCUCAGAACAUAGUGAACAAACAUUGAACCAAUAAUAAACGUUUCCAAGUAAAAUACUGGGUCA
This is a messenger RNA of Gadus chalcogrammus (walleye pollock), 6292 nucleotides long. RefSeq names its product NACHT, LRR and PYD domains-containing protein 3-like. The record is from RefSeq and is a predicted model, not a curated record. Gene Ontology annotation, molecular function: protein binding. The transcript is spliced from 8 exons. Bases 55 to 3495 code for a protein of 1146 amino acids. Lineage: Eukaryota; Metazoa; Chordata; Actinopteri; Gadiformes; Gadidae.